CAAGCACGCUGCACGCAGCGCAGCACGAGUAGAAGGCGAGUGUGUGGUACGUCCGUACGUCAGGUACGUGCCAUACGUGCCGCUGCGUGCUGCUGCGUGCCGCUGCGUGCCGCGGAGAGGAGAAGCCAGAGCGUCUCCUUAUUAUUAGAGGAGCACACAGCUGGCACGGGUCAAGAUGUAAGCUGUCAAGGCGCGGGGAUGUUUGAGACGAGAGAAGAGCGGGUCCAGGACUGAGAGAGAGAGAGCUCAGAGAAUCAGACCUGGCACACACUGGCAUACACUGGCAUACACUGGCAUACACGACAAUAUUACACGAGGGUUACGCGAGGGGAGAAUACAGAAAUGGAGUAGCUGCAGAAAAAGGGGAAAAGGAGAUCGAUCGGUUGGCCAAUAGCUGUGGCAAUGGAGGACAUCAGACUAGGUAUUAUCGUGAUCUGAGCGCUCAAAAAUGGCGUCAGGUUUGCCGAAUGUUCAUCAAAAGAAGCUUGGACCAGCGCCGAUAGCAUCCUUUGAGGACUUAUCCGAAGAAGUGGAAAACGGAGAAUCGGCGGCGGCGGCGGCGGCGGCAGCGGCGGUAGCGGCAGGGCGAAUGCCGGGUAUCGUCGAGGUCACCACGCCGGCAACGCCUGGUAGUUCGCUCAAGACCCCUAGCACGCCACGAAUUGAUAUCAGUAGAGCAAGCAGUUCUUCGCACCAUGAGGAUAGUAAUUCCAGGGACUCGUCACCUGAACGGGAGCUUCUUGCAGGUGCGGAUCCUCCGUCAGGUUGCAAGCUGACUCUGGGUUAUAAGGAAGAUGCUCAAGAUCUGAGGUCUUCUACGGAGGAGCUGGAUUUACAGGAUCCCAUCCACGAACAGGAUCUCAAACGGGAGUCCAAAAGGCGAAAACGAAAGGAAACCGAUGGAUCCCAAUCGGAUUAUAGCGGCAAGCAGCUAGGUCAGGAUCGUGAACGCAAAGACAGUAACUGCUCGGAGAUAUGUUUGCUCAACAUCAGCGGUAGAACAUCUAGAUUAUCGUCGGUUGGUAGUCAAGGCUCCGGCGUCUCGGGGAAGCUCUCGGUUAUGUCAGCGACUUCCUCCAGAUCUCCCAGUCCUCACAAGUGUCUACUAGAGACGUCGUUCUGCGGAAGCAAGCCGACGUUGGCUGACAAUCUGAUAGAGCCGUCGAAACCGGAGACCGAUGAUCUCGAGAAAAUACUCUUGAAGCGAGAGGCCGAUACUACGAAGGCGUUGAUUCCCGAGAGUAUUAAAGUGCCUAUGGUAGGUGGCAAUCUGAAGCCGGAUCCGUUGGAUAAGCCCAGAAGACGCGGUCGUGAGGAGCGGAAGGAAAUCUUCAAACGAGAAGUGGAAAUUACCAAAAGAUUUCUGGAGAAAGUUAAUAUAGAGGUUCCGAUCAUCAAAAAGUCGGGCCAACAACAAGGAUCGGUAAUGCAACAACAGCAUCAACAGCAGAAGCAACAGCAACAACAGCAAUAUCAAUCAAAGAUUCAAAUACAAGAAGUUCAGAAACCCGCGACACUUGAUUUUAACGACAAAAGGAAAAAAGCUCAAAACUUUAAGGAGAUUGUUCAGACGACGCCUACGACAAGUAGUCUUACCGGAAGUCCCAAGUUGCCGAGACAUCAAAAAGUUCGUGAUUUGGAAGGUUCGCGAACACCCAGUCCAUCGUCCGUAUCUAGAAAAAGUAGUUUCGCUUCAUUAUUUAAGACUAGAGCCGACGGUAACGUAUUGAGCCCAGAAUCACCAUCACCUAGCACAAAGCCACGACGGAGUCUGACAUCGAAAUUGAAGGAUACUACGGAGAGUUUGAGAAGUCGUUCAAAGUCACGCGAAAGAGUUUCUGUUGACAAGGGUUCGAUCUUGAAAAAAGAUUCGAAGAAUAAAGGGGUGUUUUCGUCUACGCUGAGUUUGUUUAAGAAACGUGAAAGAAAGAAGAGCUACGAUGAGGCAAUCGCGGCUUCGUGCGAUCUUGAAGUCGCUAGUGGAGAUGAACACCCGUCUCUAGAGAGCAUCGGUCACGUAGAGUUUACUUUCAACGCGGAAAAGGAAAAGAAUCGGCAGGAUGAUUCGAUCUUUAUUAGUCUGCAUGCCGAUGACAGAAAUUACGAGGAAGCCUUGCCGUCAGAGAGUGUUUCGAUACCUUUGGAAACACCGACCAAACUACUGGACGAGUACGAGUCUGAGGGACCGCAUACGGGUAGUAUAAUCACAGAGGUGUCCAUUGAGCACCAUCCAUCGUCGAUUGCCAAGAUUAGAACCGAGGCGCAGAUUGAGACGGUUACGGCGCAAAUUGCAUCCAGAAGUUCGUCCAGAGAUAGCCAGCUGUCGCAGAGCGAGCCAAAAGAUUCGUAUACAUUAAAAAGUUCGUUGAAGGACUCGAAGAUCAGCGCGCAGGCUAACAAAAUAGUCGGAACGCCGCCACUAGCCAAGUCAUCGACUACUCAUGUUAAAUCAGAUAUUAAACUGGCGAUUACAUCGGAAAUUAAAUCGACAGACUUACGAACGUUGUCUGGUGGCUUGUCGAGAGAGUCUACCGGCAAAAAACCGGACAUAACAAAGCCGAAGAGAAAAAGCAAAGAGAAUCAGCAGCAGCAGCAGCAGCAGCAGCAGCAGCAGCGGCAGCCUGAACUAUCUGAGAGGAUAAGCGACGAUGUAGCGAUGCAACAGAAAAGAGUAAGCUCGGACGAGCCUUCUCGAGCUGCUCAAGAAACUAAAAGACUCGAUCACCUCGAUGAUAAGAUUGGCAAGUCGUUGGAACAGGAAGGUCUAGUAAAAGCACCCAGUGUGAUAUCUGAUUUGGAUCAUAACAGCUCUGAAUCCGAAAGAGAUUCGGAGAUUGAGUUUAUUCGCAAUAAGGUCGAGAAACUGACCGAGGAGCUACCAGACGAGCGAAAGGGUCUCUUCUAUGAGGAGAGUUUUGAGGAGGAUCUUCCAUAUGUACCGACGACCCUGCCAUUAGAGAAGAGCGUAGCUGUACCCAUUCUACCAGUUAAACAACGACUUCAGGAAGUAAGAACAAUUCCAAUCGAGAGACCGCGCUCAACGACGCCAAUAAACCCGACCUUGUUGGAUGAGUUUGUAAUGCAGACAUCGCUGGAUGAGAGGCGCGUGGAGCGGAUGAAAAUAUCUCUGCCGCGAGAGGAUAGCUUCAAGUUGAAGAGUCCGCGACGGCAAUACACCAGUACAGCGAAUACGUUCACAGAAUUUGCGGGCAAGGUGCCGCCGGAUGGCGGCCGCAAAGGCGCUACUAAUCAAGGGAAAUCACCUACAGCAGCAGCAGCAGCAGCAGCAGCAGCAUCAUCAUCAUCAUCAUCAUCAUCAUCAUCAUUAUUAUCAUCAUCAGCAACAUCAGCGACAGCAGCAGCACGGCUGAGCAACUGGAUCAACUUCGAAGAGAUACCAGAGAAGCGAAAAGCACCGAAACGGAUACAGACGAUACCGCGGCCAGAGGAUGAGAUCGCAAAGACUGUCAGCGGUGGUUACAACUAUGUGCAACCGGAAGAGUGCAAGUGCGAGUGCCACGAGGAAUCUGUUGGCGGCGGUAGUUCGGUCGAUCGCGCCAGUAUCGUCAGUGACAGUUCGCUGGAGUGCUCGCUGAGUCUCGACGACAGUCAGAGCACGCAGGUGCUUCUCGGCAACUCGACGAAACCCUUCGCAAUGGAUCUCGACGUGCGUUCCAACAGGUCGAGCAUCAUAUCGCAGGAGGAAAACGACGAGAAUCAGCACCAAUAAUAAUUAAUAUAACAAUUGUAAUAGUAAUACUCGCAUAGAGCGCACUUACGCCUUAGAAUCUUUGGAUUUUUCUUUUCUACGUGUGGAAAGAUUAAUCCGAGUUCUUCUGCGACGAGUCAAAGAACGAUUCGAUUCCGAAAGAGAUGUGCGCCACCGUCGCGUUCUCCCGUCGCAUUUUCUUUUUCUAUAAGAAAAGUUUUCAAAACCGGGAACCUUAUUGAAUGAUGUCGGAAUCUGUUCUCCGCUUUUUGAUAGAUCGUAGUAGACGCGCGAUCAAACUUCCGAUAGUUGAAAGUAUGCACAUACAUAUGUAUGUACAUCGCUGCGCGCUCUCGUGUUUUCGAAAUCGAAUUUCGAAAUGUCUUUCGUCUUCGGCGUCACGCAAUUGUUUAUCUGUACAACAAUGUACGCCAAUCGGACCAUUUUCGUAUAAUCGCACCGCGUCAGAUUUACACAUCACUGUUAAUAUACACUUUCGCAUGAUACUUUCACGAUAGAAUUAUGUAUCACUGCAGCAGUAUAUCGCGACUUCUUUUCCUUUUUCAUUCUUAAUUUUUCCUUUGGCAUUAGUCAAAGUCGCACUCACAUUAUGAUUCAUUACGAUCGAUUAAUUAUUAUUCCUAAUUGAAAAGCUUAUUUCUUUAUAUCGUUGAAAGAGAGUUGAAACUAUAUGUAAGAGAACGAAAUGAAGAGUCACAUCGCGUGUCACAAGUUCUUUUUUAAAUAUAUAUUUAAGAAUUUUUGGAGAAAAACCGCGGUCAGACGAAAUUUCUUAUUCCUUCUAUUGUGUCUGUAUCUUUAAAGUUUAUCAUAUAACGCAUGCACAUAUACGAGGUGAUGUUUUGUUAAAGGCAGACAGAGAUAUUUUGUUAGAGGCACCCAGGAUGGUGGCUCGCUAAUGUUUCUCUACUAAUCAAUCACUAAUUUUCUCUGAUGAGAGAGAAUCGCACCGCGUCGCGAAAUAUCGGUGAAACGCUCGGGCAUCACGCGUAUCUCGUUUUCCUGAAAAAAAAAAAGG
Trachymyrmex cornetzi is the source of this 4748-nucleotide messenger RNA. Its product is annotated as protein kinase C-binding protein 1. Gene Ontology annotation, biological process: regulation of gene expression. Lineage: Eukaryota; Metazoa; Arthropoda; Insecta; Hymenoptera; Formicidae. Gene Ontology annotation, cellular component: nucleus. Gene Ontology annotation, molecular function: sequence-specific DNA binding. The transcript has 12 exons. The coding region runs from base 449 to 3730 and encodes 1093 amino acids. The record is from RefSeq and is a predicted model, not a curated record.